Molecule: messenger RNA, 1135 nt
Organism: Merops nubicus (carmine bee-eater)
Lineage: Eukaryota; Metazoa; Chordata; Aves; Coraciiformes; Meropidae
Gene: QRFPR
Product: pyroglutamylated RFamide peptide receptor
Exons: 5
Coding region: 13-954 (313 amino acids)
Biological process (GO): G protein-coupled receptor signaling pathway
Cellular component (GO): membrane
Molecular function (GO): peptide binding; G protein-coupled receptor activity
Source: RefSeq, a predicted model, not a curated record
UUUGCUUGCAAGAUGGUACCUUUCGUUCAGUCCACUGCCAUUGUCACUGAGAUUCUUACAAUGACCUGCAUUGCUGUGGAAAGACAUCAGGGAAUUGUGCACCCCCUAAAAAUGAAGUGGCAGUACACCAAUAAAAGAGCUUUCACGAUGCUUGGCAUAGUCUGGAUGCUGGCACUUAUUGUUGGGUCACCUAUGUGGCACGUGCAACGGCUUGAGGUUAAAUAUGACUUUCUAUAUGAAAAAGUGUAUGUUUGCUGCUUGGAAGAAUGGGCCAGUCCAAUUUAUCAGAAGAUAUAUACGACCUUUAUUCUUGUUAUACUAUUCCUUCUUCCACUGAUGUUGAUGCUUUUUUUGUACACUAAAAUUGGCUAUGAACUCUGGAUUAAGAAACGAGUGGGAGAUGCUUCAGUUCUUCAAACCAUUCAUGGGAGUGAGAUGUCUAAAAUAUCAAGGAAGAAGAAGCGAGCAAUUGUUAUGAUGGUGACAGUGGUGUUUCUCUUUGCAGUCUGUUGGGCCCCUUUCCAUGUGAUUCACAUGAUGAUAGAAUACAGUAAUUUUGAGAAGCAGUAUGAUGAUGUGACAGUCAAAAUGAUCUUUGCAAUCGUCCAAAUUAUAGGAUUCUUCAAUUCUAUUUGCAACCCUAUUGUCUAUGCUUUUAUGAAUGAAAACUUCAAGAAAAAUUUUUUGUCUGCCAUCUGCUUCUGCAUUGUCAAAAAAAAUGCAUCCCCAGGCAGGCAGCUUGGGAGCUCGGGGAUUAGUAUGAGGCAGCAAAGGGCAGGUGUGUGUCGCAGAGGUCCCGCUGAUGCAGAGGAGCCCAGGAGGGAGGCGUUCAGUGACGGCAACAUCGAAGUCAAGUUCUGUGAUCAGCCAGCUUCAAAAAAAACCUUGAAAAGGCACCUUACCUUAUUCAGCUCUGAGCUUCCUGUGCAUUCGGCAUUAGGAAACGAACAGUAGCAUCACAAAGGCUUUGAGCAUGGAAAAACAAAUUCUUCAUGUGAUAACUUUCAGUAAGCCAUUUAAAAUAGUUUUCUACUGUGUAUGCUGAAAUGAGGGGAAAACUAUUUUGUGGAGCAUUAUUAUGUUGGGAUAAUGGUUGAGAAAAUUUAAUAUUUUAAAAGGAUGAGGAGUAAAACGU